Messenger RNA from Penaeus indicus, 1859 nucleotides. RefSeq names its product probable RNA-binding protein 19. Gene Ontology annotation, molecular function: mRNA binding. The coding region runs from base 165 to 1859 and encodes 564 amino acids. The record is from RefSeq and is a predicted model, not a curated record. The transcript has 12 exons. NCBI's taxonomy places the organism in Eukaryota, Metazoa, Arthropoda, Malacostraca, Decapoda, Penaeidae. Gene Ontology annotation, cellular component: ribonucleoprotein complex; nucleus; cytoplasm.
CGUUCGAGAGUAACACGUGCGUCGCCUGCUGUGUGUUGUUAUUGUCGUGUCGUCGUCGUCGUUGCAUCCGAGAGCUGUGCGAAAAUCACGCUGUAUCUCGGCGAAUUUCACUAAGAAAAACACUUCUGCGUGCUGUCCUAGCCCAGGGCAGCACCCACGGCACCAUGUCGCGACUCAUAGUGAAAAAUCUUCCCCCGAGUGUGAAUAUUGAAGAGUUCAAGAAACACUUUAGUGAGAGAGGAAAUAUCACAGAUGCAAAGCUUGUUCACAAGGAUGGUACAUUCAGAAGAUUCGGUUUCAUUGGGUACGAAAAUGGAGAUGCAGCUGCCGAUGCUUGCAACUUCUUUAAUGGUACCUACUACAAGCAAUACAAGAUUAUUGUGGAAGUCUGUGAAGCUUUUGGGAAAAGCGAGAAGCCCCUUUCAUGGAGAGAAAAGAACAAACAGUGGAAAGAAAAAGAGCGGCAAGAGAAGAUGCUCAAAAAGGAAGAGAAAGCCCAGGUGAAGAAGGAGAUGAAAGCGGCGAAGGAAGCCAAAAAGAAGAAGAAAACCAUCCAGGAGCAGUUACUAGAGCAGUACAAGGAUGACCCCGGGUUCGGCGACUUCCUGAAGCUGAAUGAGAGGGACGCCGGGGAGCCCAAGCAGGCGGAGGAAGACAGCGAGCAGGACGAAGGCAUUGGCAUCGAGGACGGCACGGACCACGGGGGGACGGAGGAACAGGAGGCCGAGGAAGGGGACAGCGAGGAGGAGGAAGGGGAGGGCAAGGAGAAACUCGCCAACAAGAAUCUUUCUGACUUAGAUUACCUCAACAGCCUGAAGUCUGGAGGAAGUGUGGCCAAAGGAGCAGAAAAAAAGAAAGUUCCAAAGGAAAAGGAGAAACUGUACACUGUCAUCAUCAGGACAAAAAAUAUGUGCAAGACUGGGAAACGGACCUUUACGAAACAGAACAUAAAGGCCUUUCUCAAACCUAUCAAGUUUAAAAGUCUUCGUAUUCCAAGAGGCUGCAGACUGGUUGCUUAUGUUGGGUUUAAGACAGAAAAACAGAUGAAUCAAGCAUUGCAAAAGGAUAAAAGUUUUAUUGAUGGUGCCAGAGUGCAAGUGGUGAAAUUUGAAGAAGUUGAAAAUGACACCAAUAAAGAAUCUACUGAUCUGCCAUGGUACACGGCCCAGGAGAAGUUAAAGAAAGCCGAACCUGUGACAGACACCGGCAGCCUUUUCAUCCGCAACCUGUGGUACUCUGUCACGGAAGAAGACUUGCGAGAACUGCUUGAAAAAUAUGGCCAAAUAACAGAUCUCAAUCUCCCUAUUUGCAAGUAUAGACGGAGAGCUAAGGGCUUUGCGCAGGUCACCUUUAUGUUUCCAGAGCAUGCAGUCAAUGCCAUGACAGAGCUCGAUGGAACAACCUUUAAGGGGAGAAUAUUACAUGUCCUUCCUGCAAUAGUCAAAGAAGAAGAGGAAGCUGCAGCAGAGGGAUCGAGUUUCAAGGAAAAGCAGCAGAAGGAAAAGAAGGCGACUGCUGGGGCUGGUCAUAACUGGAACACUCUUUUCAUUGGCAGUGGUGCUGUUGUGGACCUCAUGUCAGAGAAGUACAACAGGUCCAAACAGGAGAUUUUGAACUCAGAAGGAAAGCAAAGUGUAGCUGUUAAUCUAGCACUUGGAGAAACACAGAUUGUGGAUGAAACCAAAAGACUGCAGUGUCGCAGCCACCGUGAGGUUGAACCCACGUACCUGACAGCUAGGACAACGAACUGCACUCGCACCCCCCCCCCCCAACCUCACUUCCUCUGCGCCUCCUAUAAGAACGGCAGGAGGGGCGAGUGGGGACACACGGACAAGAUCACUCCUCAGAGAACUGAGUGA